Messenger RNA from Nematolebias whitei (Rio pearlfish), 5701 nucleotides. RefSeq names its product bromodomain containing 2a (gene brd2a). The record is from RefSeq and is a predicted model, not a curated record. The transcript is spliced from 11 exons. Gene Ontology annotation, cellular component: nucleus; chromatin. Lineage: Eukaryota; Metazoa; Chordata; Actinopteri; Cyprinodontiformes; Rivulidae. Bases 1948 to 4530 code for a protein of 860 amino acids. Gene Ontology annotation, biological process: chromatin remodeling; regulation of DNA-templated transcription.
ACGCAUGCGCAGUGUUUUAUGUUGCGACGGGACAUUUUGACAGCUGCCUUUAUCUGGAGAAAACUGAUUUUUAAAUACGGUUUGAGAAAACCAGAGAUAUAUGAGCAGAGAUGGACUACAAAACGGGGAUAAAAAACAACAACAGCAAAUUAGCACGAUCAACAAGAAAUUCGUUUUUUGCCACGUGAUCGAAGCUGACCAAUCGGAGCGAGCCAAGUCCUACGGAAAUGUACGUUCAUUGUUCGGAUGUUUUGACAACUUUAUCUUCAAAUUCAAAGCCAAAUACUUUGUACACUUAAAAGAAUAUGGAUGUAGAGGCGCUGUUUCGCCGAAAAGAACGAGCCGUGGAUGCGUUUAAUGGCGGUUUUGAUGAAUCGCCACGUGUUCAAGUCUGAUAAGGAUGAGUUUCGUCACAUGACUCCCCUCCCCCACCCGGCGUGGUGACUGGGGGGAAGAAGGCGGACAUGUUUGAGGGGAAAUGUGUUGGUUAAAAAGUAUCCAAGUGGAAGACAAAGAAGAUUUUUGGAAGAAAGGUUUCGCUCUUUUUUGGGAUUUACCAGUCGACACUUUUUUUUUUCUUUUAAACUAUUUUUUUUUAAGUAGACAAUGUUUUUGUUUUGGCUUUUUUAACUUUACUUUCAGGACCAACGCAGCUGUUUGUUUUUAAUACUAGUUAAGCAUUAUAAGUAGUGAUUUUUGAAAAGAAAGUGUGGAUUGAAAAGGAAGUUUUCAGUUUAUUUGAGUGACAUUCAGGGUUGUCUGUAACCUUGGUGUGGGGGAUGGGCACCACUGGUUAGGUAACCAUAGUGUUUGCUUAAGUCUUAAAAAUAGCUUUAAAAAGGAUAAGCAUGUCUUCACUGUUACUUUGCAAUAGUCAUGUAUUUUAUUCAUGCUUUUAUAGUGUGAUUUAAAAGCCCUAAAACUCAAGAAUGUUGGUUUUAAGGUUUAGAUCCAAAUUGUCUGCUGUUACUUGUUAGUUUAAUUACACUUGGUUUGUUAAUGUUUAAUUUUUGUAAACGUAAGUGAGGAAAAAUUAUGUUGAUGUGGCCCUACAGCGUUUUGAGUUCUGUCAUCUUUCUACAGUGAGUCUAAAAGCUGUUUAGCUAAAACUUCAUUUAGACUAGAGUACGUAUUUUUCCACAACACCUCUUUUAGUAAGUUUGUAGGCCGCGCACAGGCCUGUUUUAUGGUAGUAUUUAAAAUGUGGCUUUACGUGGCUGCACUCGGAUGGAUUUUUUUUUUAUUAAUCGCGUUUUAAACCAACAGACAUUUUCUGAUGCGUUUUUUAUCGUUCGCGUGUAUGUUUAGUGGACUAUUUGAUAUUGGUACUCAAUGUUCUAGUGCUCAAAGAUGGCGACGGAGAGAACGUUCUAGAAGAAAGAGAUGAGUUCAUGUGGGUGAGGCUCAUUUCAUGGUGCGCUCGUGACCGAUCCGGAAGACCAAUGGGGCUCUUGGUAUUCAGGCUGGAAGCCCGCGUUACGGUCGUCUUGACCAAUCCUCGUCUUUGCAGCGCACACGUUGACGUAAUAUAAUAUGAUAAAGAACAGGGAGGUUCGGUUUCCAUGGUCGGGAGCCAGUUACAGGCCGCGAAUCAAUAACGCUGGGUUGGCUGGACCAAUCGUCUCGUGCGUUGUUCUUAACAGACAGGUAAAGAUGCGAAUGGGUUGGGCGAAAAGCUUGUUUGCUGAGCUUCAAGAUUUAGUGGGUGUGGCAACUUUGAUAGACCUCUUGACCAGCGAAUGAGAAGUUAAGGGGUGGAGAAAUACGGUGACGAUUCAUCCAAUGAGGUGGUUGGUUGGUUUAUAAAAGACCGGGUGUAGCAACUUAGUCGCCAUUUCAACGAGGUAGAUCGCAAGGAUUACGUCGUGGCGGGUAGCGGAGAAAACUGACGACCAGCGGCGGAUCCUGGUUUUUAGUAAUUCUCAAAAUCAAUCCGGAUCCAUCCUGAUGGAUAUGGCUGUUAAUCCGCCCCUUGACAGCUCCUAUGGGGUUGAUGUUGGCUUUACUGGAUUCACAAUGGACCAGAACUCUGGCACAGCUGGAAAACGCAUCAGAAAACCCUCGCUGCUUUAUGAGGGCUUUGAGAGUCCAGGGAUGCCCCCUAUUAGUCAUCUAAUUCCUUCAGGACCUCCACUGCCCCCAGUAAAGGAUCCCAGUCGACAGGGGAGGAUGACGAAUCAACUUCAGUUCCUACAGAAAGUUGUACUGAAGUCUCUGUGGAGGCACCACUUCGCCUGGCCUUUCCAUGAACCUGUGGAUGCUCUCAAGCUCAACCUACCUGACUACCAUAAGAUCAUAAAGAACCCCAUGGACAUGGGUAGCAUUAAGAAGAGAUUAGAAAAUAACUAUUACCGCAGUGCCAGUGAGUGCAUGCAGGACUUCAACACCAUGUUUACAAACUGCUACAUUUACAACAAGCCAACAGAUGAUAUUGUUCUGAUGGCUCAGUCUCUGGAGAAAGCGUUCCUGCAGAAAGUAGCUCAGAUGCCUCAGGAUGAGUUGGAACUUCCGCCUCCACCACCACGCAGCAAAUCGUCAAAAUCUAGCAAAAAAAGCAGAAUUAGUGCAGUUUUAGGAGGAAUAACAACAGCCCAUCAGGUUCCUGCUGUCUCCCAGUCGGCGUACUCUCCCCCCACCCCAGAAACGCCUGACUCCGAUCUCUUCACCCCCCCUCAGAUUAUUUUAGCCAAGAGCAUGACCCCUGCGUUUCCUACUGAACAAAGCAUCCCUGCCAUUACGGGCAUGCCCCACACUCAGCCGACUGCGAAGAAAAAAGGUGUCAAGAGGAAAGCAGACACCACCACUCCAACCACUGUAGCCAUGCCCAUCAUGAGCACCAUGGGUGUCAGUGGAAUGGGCAUGGGAGGUGGGCACAACUCCCCCCUGACCCUCACCUCUCUGGGCAUGGACCACACCUCUCUGGGAAUGAACCAGAGUCUCGGUCAGGGACUGGGGAUGGAUAUUGGUUGUGGAACAAUGAUGAUCGGUACCAAAUCAUCAGCGGGGAGCAGGAGAGGCGUGAGUGGACGGCCCAUCAAACCUCCAAAGAAAGACUUGCCAGAUUCUAUUCUGCCCACACCAGUCCGUCGUGGCAAACUGGGUCCACAGCUGCGCUACUGCAGCGGCGUUCUGAAGGAGCUGCUGUCCAAGAAACACGCUGCGUACGCCUGGCCUUUCUACAAACCUGUCGAUGCCACGUCUCUCGGCCUUCAUGAUUAUCACGACAUCAUUAAACAGCCCAUGGACCUCAGCACCAUCAAGAGAAAGAUCGACAGCAGAGAGUACCGUGAUGCUCAGCAGUUCUCAGCUGAUGUCCGACUGAUGUUCUCCAACUGCUACAAGUACAAUCCUCCUGACCAUGAUGUCGUCGCCAUGGCCAGAAAACUUCAGGACGUGUUUGAGUUCUGCUUUGCUAAGAUGCCAGAUGAGCCUCCAGCCCCACCCAGCUCCUCAUCCUCCUCUUCCUCCUCCUCCUCAUCGUCCUCUGAGAGUGAGCUCAGCAGCGAAAGUGAGGAAAGUGAAAGCAGUCAAAGUUCUGACUCUGAGGAGGAGAGGGCUAACCGACUGGCUGAGCUGCAGGAGCAGGUUUGUUCUUCAGUGUUCAAGCACAUCGGAUCGGGGGCUGUAAUGAUUGUCCCUGUGAUCGAAGGUUUUGUUGCUUAUCUUAAAUAUAUUUUUGUUUUUCUGUUCUUUCAGCUUAAAGCUGUGCACGAACAGCUCACUGCUCUAUCUCAAGGUCCCAUAGCCAAACCCAAGAAAAAAAAAGAGAAGAAAGACAAGAAAAGGAAGAAAAAGGUUGAGAAGCAUCGGAGGAUAGAGGAAGAAGUCAUGUCUGGGAGACCCCCCAAAGCCCCCAAAAUGUCCAAGAGUUCAAAGUCAAAGGGCAACAAAGGAAUAGUUGGUACUCUGGUGCCAAUGAAGAAGACCCAGAGCAAGAAAAACAACAAGACCAAAUCCAAAAAGAACAGCAUGAUGUUCAACAUACCUCAGCCGAUGCACGAUCCUUUAGUGAGUCAUUUUGACUCUGACGAAGAGGAGGACACGGCUCCCAUGUCGUACGACGAGAAGCGUCAGCUCAGCCUGGACAUCAACAAGUUACCUGGAGAGAAGCUGGGUCGAGUCGUUUACAUCAUUCAGUCCCGAGAACCGUCGCUGCGUGACACCAACCCCGAGGAGAUCGAAAUCGACUUUGAGACGCUGAAACCGUCGACGCUGAGGGAGCUGGAGAGAUACGUCAUGACGUGUCUGAGGAAGAAACCUCGGAAGCCAUACGCAAGUAAAGGCAACAUUGCUGGCAAGACACGAGAAGAGCUCGCUCUGGAAAAACAGCUGGAGCUGGAGAGGCGUCUGAUGGACGUCAGCGGUCAGCUGAACUCUGGGAAGAAGCCUUCAAAGACCAAGCCUGAUAAACCUGCGUCGGAGGCCCACACCCAGCCGUCUCGUCUCAGCGCUACCAGCUCCUCCUCAGACUCUUCGUCAUCAUCCUCUUCGUCUUCAUCCUCAGACACAAGCGAAUCGGACUCGGGCUGAAUCGGAGUUGCUCAGACUGUUUCUGUACAAGUGGGUCACAUGAAGGACCCGGCAUGUUCCUCCAGAGUGGGGGGUCAGAAGAGACCAGCAGAACUGGUCCAGAGAGACGGGGCUCUCCUGCGCUCAGCUUGUUCCUGCAGUCCUGGGUGUGAGAGUAGAUGAUCGUAACGUUCCGCGGUUCUCAGGCGGCGCCAGGAGAACCUUUGUCUCCUGCCAAGAAAGAUUGUUGCGUUAGUUGAAGGGUUAAGGGUGCUAGAGCCAGAGUCUGCAACUUCUGGAUGUUUUCCCUUCCUACCAUGCUUCCUGUCUUUAUGCUGUAUAGACAAGGUGUACAGUUGUAAAAAUAUAUUUUUCUUUUAUAAAGAAGCCUUUUAUUAAGCUAAUUUAUUCCCUCAUUCUGGGAAAUGAUGUGGACAGAUUUGUGUGUUCAGGUUUUUUUUUUUUUUUGAGUGAAGAGGGAAGUUAAGUUGUGUGUGUGUGUGUGUUGUAUGAAUGUGUCAUGUCUGCAUGUGUGUGAGAUUUGGCACCACAAGUGCAUCCUUGUGAAAGUCUUCAUAGUUUUGACGCAGACGCUGCAAAUGGCUCUGCACGCAGAAGCACCUUGUUCCGUAGAAAACGACGCAUGCAAUACAGGAGCUGACGAGUUGACGUGACGUCACUGCAUCUUUUUGUCCUGUUGGUCGCCCGCUGUACAAAAAUGUCAUAGUGGCAGUUUCUACGUUAAUAUUUCUGUUCUCAUGUUUGCUGUGUUUUGUUUUUUCCAUUCAUUACAAGUUUCCUGUAAACACGUCUCUUUUAUUCUUUGUGACCAAUCUGCAAAUAAAUUGUGAGGACGUGUCUUGUCCACUCACCUGUGUCCAAAUAAGAUCCUGGUUCUGAUUUAUUUAAUCCCAAACAGUUUUAUAAUCGGGAGUUUUCUAGUGGUAGAAAAAAAACCACUUGAUAUUUUUCAAUAGAAGUCACGAACUGGUAAAUUGUUUUUUUUGCCGAAAUCUACGAGGCUUGCAGCAAGUAAUAGAUUGUGUUUAACAAUGUGCGGAAACUUAGAUUUUAUUCUAGAAUAUCUGUUGUGUGCACAAGUUAAGUGAUUUAAUAUUGAAUUUACCAUCAGGGUUGUAAAAGUACAUGUUUUACAGUUUCAAACAGGAGAGUGAUUUAACAUUAGACUAUC